Molecule: messenger RNA, 1232 nt
Organism: Entrophospora sp. SA101
Lineage: Eukaryota; Fungi; Glomeromycota; Glomeromycetes; Entrophosporales; Entrophosporaceae
Source: the annotation of a GenBank genome assembly
AACACUAUAGUAAAAUUGGAAAAGUACAGAGUACUUUAGAUAAAUUUGCACCUAAACCAUAUGCAAAAUCAGAAAAACGAUAUCAACAACUUACAAAUACAAUUGUAGAUUUUAUUGUUUGUUGUCAACUUCCUUUUGCUAUUGUGGAUAAUCCAUAUUUUACUACAAUGUUAAAUACUUUUGAUGGACGUUACCAAGUGCCAUGUAGACAAACUAUUAAAUCAGAAAUAAUAAACAAUUAUAAUAAUAUGAAAAAAAAAAUUUUACAAGAACUUUCACAAACAAAAAAAAUAUCAAUUACAUGUGAUAUUUGGAGUUCAAUUACGAUUAAAUCAUAUUUUGGCAUUACAGUUCAUUUUAUAGAUCAUAAUUGGAAAUUACAACAUUUUUUACUUGAUCUUUUAUAUUUUCCAGGAUCACAUUCAGCAGUUCGAAUUCAACAAUUAAUUUUACAAGCUUUAGAUGAUGCAAAAAUUACUAAAAAAUUAUUAGGAAUUACAAUGGAUAAUGCACAAUCUAUGAUUGCAGCAGCUAGAGAGCUUAAAAUAAAAUUAGAAAAUCAAGAAUUUGUUCAUCAACGUUGUGCUGCACGUAUUUUAAAUAUUGCAGUUCAACAUGGUUUGCAAUUAUCAGAUCCUAUUAUAAAAAAGAUUCCAGAAUUAAAACCAGAUUUAGAUGAAUUAGGAAUUUUUUAUAUACAAGAUAAUGAAUGGCAAAAUAUUGAAAAUAUAAUUCAAUUACUUGAACCAAUAUUUUUAGCAACAGAAAUAUUAUCAUCAUCAACUUAUCCAACAAUAAGUGAUGUACAAUUAAUUUUUAUUGGAUUACUUCGACAUCUAGAAUCUUUUAUUCAAAAUCAAAAUAAUUUAGAAGAUUGUGUAAUGGCUAAUUCAAUUAAUUAUGAUAAAUGUGAUGAAGCAAUUUCAUCAUUACAAAACCUUAUGCCAUUAUAUAAAAUUAAUAAUCAAUUAGGAAACACUAGAAUUAAUACACAAUCACAAGAAAAUAAAAGAUCAUAUUUUGAAUUUCUUCUUACUGAUCAAACUUCUGAAGAAAGACCUACAGAUGAUGAAAUAACUCGAUAUAUAUCAGCACCUAUUAUUAAUACUAAUCCAUUAGAAUGGUGGCAACGUUUUGAAAAAGAUUUUCCUAUUCUUUCACAAAUAGCAUUAUGUUAUUUAAAUAAAAAAGAAAGUGAUAAGUUUGAAGAAUCUUUUUUUUUGGAGUGUUAA